Molecule: messenger RNA, 1301 nt
Organism: Marmota monax (woodchuck)
Lineage: Eukaryota; Metazoa; Chordata; Mammalia; Rodentia; Sciuridae
Gene: Cldn7
Product: claudin 7
Exons: 4
Coding region: 437-1072 (211 amino acids)
Biological process (GO): cell adhesion; bicellular tight junction assembly
Cellular component (GO): plasma membrane; bicellular tight junction
Molecular function (GO): structural molecule activity
Source: RefSeq, a predicted model, not a curated record
UACUCAGGUGCGCCGCGCACCUGUCCGCCCGCACCUGCCCGCUCACUGCCCAGCAACCUUUCCUGCGCAGCGAAUCCCUGGACCGAUAGGCCUAAUACUUUCUGGGAACCGCACCCAAACGGCCCCUCUACCUUUUGUUUGGUAGGGUUCGUUGAGAGCGCAGGAGAGAACCGCCUGACCUUCGGGGACUGCUUUUGUCUGAAACCAGAUCUUCGGGCAUAGCCUGUUCCCUCUGCUGAGACCGUCACUCCACCCGAGGGGUCGAUUUGUGUUUACUUCGGGUGACAAGAAGAUUUGAAGUCAUCCGGUCAAAAACAUUUUUGCUUCUUUGGGUGACUUAAAACACCACCCCAAGUUGUCUUGUUGGGUUGACCCCCGGAUUCGGUUUGUCUCGUAGGGUCGCCAGUCCGGCGUCCCGUAUUUUUUGAGGGCGGAAAUGGCCAAUUCAGGCCUGCAGUUGUUGGGCUUUUCCAUGGCAAUGCUGGGUUGGGUGGGCCUGGUGGCAAGCACCGCCAUCCCGCAAUGGCAGAUGAGUUCGUACGCAGGCGACAACAUUAUCACGGCCCAGGCCAUGUACAAGGGGCUGUGGAUGGAUUGCGUUACACAAAGCACCGGCAUGAUGAGCUGCAAAAUGUACGACUCGGUGCUUGCUCUGCCGGCGGCCAUGCAGGCCACUCGAGCCCUCAUGGUGUUAUCCUUGGUGCUGGGCUUCCUCGCUAUGUUUGUGGCCACGAUGGGUAUGAAGUGCACACGCUGUGGGGGAGACGAUAAAGUAAAAAAGGCCCGUAUAGCUAUGACUGGAGGCAUCAUUUUCAUCGUAGCAGGUCUUGCAGCCUUGGUAGCAUGCUCCUGGUAUGGUCAUCAGAUUGUCACAGACUUUUAUAACCCCACCGUCCCUGUGAAUUUUAAGUAUGAGUUUGGUUCUGCCAUCUUUAUUGGCUGGGCAGGGUCUGCUCUGGUCCUCCUAGGAGGUGCAUUGCUCUCUUGCUCCUGUCCUGGACAGGAGAGCAAAGCUGUGUACCGUGCACCACGCUCCUACCCUAAGUCCAACUCUGCCAAGGAGUAUGUGUGAGGUGGGACUCCCAUGCCCCAGCCUGACAAACUGUGGGCAUGCCCAAAUGACUCAAAGGACCCAGGGCAGAGGAUUCAGCCUGUGGGCAGAGUGCAGGACAAAGGCCUCCUGGUCACUCCAUCCCUGUACACCAUGUACAGUCCUCUGGGGGGGAGGGGGUUGGGUAGGAGACAAAAAGUGGGGAGAGUGUGCUUUUUGUACAGUAAUAAAAAAUACGUUUUGGAAAGUA